Molecule: messenger RNA, 366 nt
Organism: Fonsecaea nubica
Lineage: Eukaryota; Fungi; Ascomycota; Eurotiomycetes; Chaetothyriales; Herpotrichiellaceae
Product: cyclin-dependent kinase regulatory subunit
Exons: 2
Coding region: 1-366 (121 amino acids)
Biological process (GO): regulation of mitotic cell cycle
Cellular component (GO): cyclin-dependent protein kinase holoenzyme complex; SCF ubiquitin ligase complex
Molecular function (GO): cyclin-dependent protein serine/threonine kinase activator activity; ubiquitin binding; histone binding
Source: RefSeq, a predicted model, not a curated record
AUGACCGAGAUUGACAUGUCAAGGCGGAAUAAGAAGCCUAGGUUAUUGCUCGAGUCCGAGAGAGCGCGACUGGAGGAGUUCAUUGACAGUAUUGGAUAUUCGGCGAGAUAUUCUGACAGCGAAUUCGAAUACCGUCAUGUGCAACUCCCAAAGGCCAUGUUGAAGGUCAUCCCAAGAGACUACUUUGACGACUCGAAGGGAACGUUGAAAUUGCUAUGGGAAGAGGAAUGGAGAGGACUGGGGAUCACACAGGUAUUUGAGACGGUCACGAUACGUAUUACACUUCAGCUGAACAUUCGGCAGAGUCUAGGAUGGGAGCACUAUGAAGUUCACGAACCCGAACCACAUAUCCUCCUGUUCAAGUAG